AUGUGUCAUUCAAUUAUCUGGUACUAUGCCCUGUGCCAGCACCAAGACCAGGAUGCAAGCUACCAAAUCGCAUGCCACAAAGUCUACAUAACGAACAACGAGUGCACCGAAGAGCAGCACAGUACAUUAUAUUUCUCGCUUAUAGGAAAAUGUCUGGAAUGCAAGCUUGAGCAGCUGGUCUUGCGCCAGUCUGUCUUCCGCGAAUGGCGCAGAGAAGACCUUUUGGCUGCACUAAACGAUGCAUUUCGAUAUAGCAACGAAGAUGGCUGGACUAUCGAUGACAGUGACGCUGAGGAACUUGAUAUGGAAACGUGGGUCUCCCAGUCUCCUGGGUCUUUCGCUGACCGGGUUGAGAACCGGGAGACCCGUGCAUCCUUCCACAAGGGUCCAGCACGUAUGCCGAGCGUAGUGCAACAAGCGUCGAUUCACGUAUCUUCUGUCGCUUUGGUUGGUUAUACUGAUGAUUACGCAGAUGAUGAAGAGUAUGUCUACGAGCCUUCGCAGGAACCUCGGCCGCAGAUGCGCCGGCGCUGGCGCUCUUGGAUUCCGCUUCCUACUAGGUUGGUGCGCAACCAGCAGACUCCUGCAUAUCGGGCGUUUAUCACUGAUGACGAUAUGUCGGAUACAGAGUCCUUGCUCGGCACUUCUAAGGCGAAGGAAGACCGUCGGACUUGGCGUUCCUGGAUUCCCCUUCCCGUUAAGAAGGUGUCGGAGCAAUAG
Penicillium expansum is the source of this 720-nucleotide messenger RNA. RefSeq lists its product as uncharacterized. The transcript has a single exon. The record is from RefSeq and is a predicted model, not a curated record. Bases 1 to 720 code for a protein of 239 amino acids. Lineage: Eukaryota; Fungi; Ascomycota; Eurotiomycetes; Eurotiales; Aspergillaceae.